Molecule: messenger RNA, 1092 nt
Organism: Fusarium vanettenii 77-13-4
Lineage: Eukaryota; Fungi; Ascomycota; Sordariomycetes; Hypocreales; Nectriaceae
Exons: 2
Source: RefSeq, a predicted model, not a curated record
AGCAUAUAUGAGGUCUACGAAAAGGCCAAGGUCCGCGGAGAAAAGAUCAAGCGCCAAAAGUGGACUCAGAUCGCCUUUGAGUAUACUGUUUACACUUUCCUCCUCUGUUUCAUCUACUUUGUCCUGGUCGGCAUGCCGUUAUGGCGUGGAGCCGUUUGGUGGCUCUUUGUGGCGGUUCAGGAGAAAAUGAUUGUUGCUGGAGGAUAUACAAUCAUGAUUGGUGUGGCUGCCUUAUCCACGGACACUGAUCAGUCUGUUCGUGAGACGGCGUUGCUCAUCCCCUGUUACAAAGCCGCCAACAUCAUCGGGCCAACCCUCGAAGCAGCCGUCAAGAUCUUUCCACCUCAGAACAUCUUUGUCAUAGCCAACGGGAACUCCCCUCAGCCUCUUGACAAUACCGAGGAUAUCUGCAAGCCCUACGGAGUGAACCACAUCUGGUCUCCAGUCGGUUCCAAGAUUGUCGCCCAAUUCGUUGGAUGCUAUGCGGCAAAGCAUUUCAAGAAUGUUCUCCUGAUCGAUGACGACUGUGCUCUCCCCCCAAACUUUCCCAUCGUCGGCGAUCGCCUUCGAGACAAAGUCAUGUGCAUUGGCUAUGCCAUCAAAAGUGUUGGGCCAAAUUCCUCCAGGGGCACAUUAUGCCAGCAGGCACAAGACCUUGAGUACAAAAUCUCGGGUCUACAAAGAGCCUUGGCCGGGAAAAUCGGCAGUGCAACAUUUCCCCAUGGUGCAAUUUCGCUCUGGGAUCGAAAGUUCCUGGUGCAGACGUUCCACGACCAUGUUGGCUUCUCAGUAUCUGAGGACUGGUUCAUGGGCCAUAGUUGUCGCAGGCUUGGAGGUCGCAUUCAGAUGUGCACCUCUGUCUUUGUCGAGACAGAGACUCCAUCAGCCAUCUUUUUCAGCUCCGGUGGAAGCCGAGGCGGUUUUGGGGAGAUGACAGUCUUUAAGCAGAGGUUCCAUCGAUGGAACUUUUUCUUUGUUAAUGGUGUGUGGUAUAACAUGGCCUAUAUCCUGGGCAGCUGGAAACUUGAGUUUUGGGAGAUUGGAACGAAAAUCUUUGUAUUUCAGGAGGUAUGUCCUACUUCACCAAGGUGA